AUGGUAACAUUGAAAAUUAUCAGUGUUAAUGUCCUCUGUACCUCAGUACUCAGCUAUUUUGUGCAGGUGUCUUUAUUUGUUGUUGGACCAAGAGGAGAUGUCGAAAAUCCUUCAGAUAAACUGCUGGAAUGGAUGAAUGUCACCAAUGUGCGCUUGCAGUUUAUGUCACUUUUUCGCAUUUUUGAUCCACUGGCUGUCAAAUGGCAUCACUAUGCUGUAAGAGAAGUUGAGGUAGAUGCCUACUGUGUAUGCAAUGGACAAGGAAAUGGAAUAGAUUGUAAAUUCAAUGAUACACUGGGUGAAAAUGAGUGUGUUUGUCAAGAAGGAGCAUGUGGUAUUGAUUGUGGAAGAUGCUGUCCCGCCUACAAUCAGUAUCCAUGGAAACCAGGAAACAGGGGCCCUCUUGUGGCUGAUAAGGAUGCUGCAUGCCAACUUUGCAACUGUCAUAACCAUAGUGCAGUGUGUGUUUACAACGAGACAGUAGCUCAGAUGAAGAAGAGUUUAAACAUCCAUGGGAAUUAUUCUGGUGGAGGUGUCUGUCAAAAUUGUCAGGACAAUACUGAAGGGAUUAACUGUGAAGUGUGCAAGCCAUUUUUCUACAGACCAAGAAAUAAAUUGCAGUGGGACAAAGAUGCUUGUCGAGCAUGUAACUGCAGCGUGGCAGGAACAAAAAAUGCAACCCUCCCUGGAGUGCUGUAUCUUGAUUGUUUGAGAGAUGAGAAUACAGUUCCUCUUCGUCCAGGAAUGGAACCUGGUAGCUGUGUCUGCAAAAACAACACUUUUGGAAGACAGUGUGACCAAUGCAAACCUGGAUUUUUUAAUUUAUCGACAGAAAAUCCUACUGGUUGCCAAGAAUGUAUGUGUCACACCCCUGGUACAGUAAAUGGUUCCAAUGUUUGUGAGCCAGGUGCAAGUGGCCAUUGCACUUGCAAGAAAAAUGUGGAAGGAAAUCAUUGUAUGCAUUGCAAAGAUACAUACUAUGACCUGCACAAGGAUAACGUCUAUGGAUGUACAGAAUGUGAUUGUGAUGUUGGUGGGUCUUAUGGACCUGUGUGCAACAAGGCAUCUGGCCAGUGUAAAUGCAAAGCUAAUGUUACUCAGCGGCAAUGCAACAGUCCUAAGGAUGAAUUUUAUUUUCCAACCCUGCAUUUUAUCAGAAGUCAUGGAUAUCAUAUUUCUGCCUCUCAAGAGGGCAACAAGACGUGGUCAGCAUCAGUGGAUAUCGUUCAAGGAGUGAACUCCACUGGUAUAUUUACCCUCAUCUUCUCUUACACCAGCGCAGUAAGAGUUACUGUUAUGAUAAGUGUGGAAUCUACCAUAGUUGCAGUCUCUCUGGACAGCUGUGCCCAGAAAUGUUAUCAAAAUCUGUCUGCAGUACUUGGAGAAAGGUCUCUGUCUGGUACUCUAGUGGUCAACGUCACUUAUCCUGCAUCAGUGGUUGAUUUUAAACCCCUUGAAGUUGUAGCUAUCCCCCAAGAAUUCUACCAAGCAACAUUAUUAAACAAUUCAACGGGACCAGAAUUCUUGGCAAAUUGCUCUGUGUUAGAUAACAACAUGGGAGAUGGAGUUGUCAAGGAGUUCUGCCUUGCACAAGUUUUCUCUCUUACGGUAGACUACCUUGGAGGAGCUUUGGCAUGCAAUUGCAGCAUGACAGGCUCGGUAAAUAGCACCUGUCAAAAGUAUGGUGGCCAGUGUCACUGUAAACCAGGUGUUACUGGAAGGACCUGUGAUCAGUGUAUGGCAGGAUUCUACAAUUUCACCUCCAGGGGAUGUUCAGCUUGUGGUUGUGUUGGAGAGGAUAAAAUUUGUGAUGCGGAGUCUGGCCAGUGCACCUGUCCUCCUAACACUGUUGGUCGCACAUGCAAUCAGUGUAAUUACACAUUUUGGGGAUGGAAUGAAACAGUUGGUUGUGAGGCUUGUAACUGCAGCUCAGUUGGAUCUAUGAAUUUGCAGUGUAACCUUACCACAGGGAUUUGCAGCUGUAAGCCUGGUGUACAAGGUGAGAAGUGUACUGAGUGCAUGAAUGGCUACAAAAAUUUCUCCACCUCUGGUUGUUCUCCAUGUAACUGUAAUGGAAAUGGAAGUUUGAGUGAAGUGUGUAACAAAGUCUCCCAGCAGUGUCCUUGCAAGAACAACUCGGCUGGUUUGCGUUGUGACAGAUGUGAGAAUGGGUAUUUCUACUUGACAAGCAGUAACCCUGAAGGAUGUACAAAUUGUGUGUGUAUGGGAAUCAGUACCAACUGCAGCAGUACAAGACAUUACAGAAAAAAGAAUCAAGUUGACCUGAAUGUUUGGAAAUUGGGAUCAUAUACUGACAACCAGAACUACAUAGAAGUCUCUCAAAUCUCUGUAAUGGAUGACAGUGUCCCAGUAACCAUGAUUGCAGCAAAUGUGUCAACUAAUAAAACGCUCUAUUGGAAAGCAAGUGCUAACUUCACUGAUCACAGUCUGAUUGGAGCUUAUGGAGGAAAUAUGAGUUUUAAACUUUUCUUCAAGCCACUGGCGAAUGGGACUCUGGCUGUGUCACAGCCAAAAGUUAUCUUGAAGGGUAUCAGAAACAUAUCCAUUGAGCAUGCUUUAGCAGCUGUAUCUGCUGACCAAGCAACUGCAAGAACUGUGACAAUGAGAGAAAUUGCUUGGGUUUACAGUGAUAGCUUAUUACUAGUGUCUAGGGAAGAUUUCCUCCUUGUACUAGCCAGGGCACAAGCUCUCUUUAUUACGGCAUCAUUUUAUUCUGCUGGCCAAGGUUUAUACCUCACAAGCCUUGGUGAUGUUAAAAUUGAUGACGUAAGCGAAAUGGUAUCAGAUGCAGGAAGAGCUUAUGAUGUAGAGCAGUGUAACUGCGGAGAUGGUUAUACCGGUUUGUCGUGUGAGCGAUGUGCCAGAGGGUAUCACAGAGUGAAUGUGUCAGAUGACAUGUUUCUUGGGAAGUGCGAGCCUUGUAACUGUAACGGACACACAGAAGACUGCGAUCCAGCCACUGGACAGUGCUUGAACUGUGCUCAUAAUACCACUGGUUUUCACUGCGAGAUCUGCCUUGAUGGUUUCUAUGGUAACGCUACUCAUGGAACUCCUGGUGACUGCAAGAAAUGUCCCUGUGAGGAACCACGGACAACCACUGCUCUGUGCAAAGCUGGAGCUGAUGGUCAACCGGAGUGCCUCAACUGCUCUGAGGGAUACAAGGGAGACAUUUGUGGAAGUUGUCAGCUAGGGUUCUUUGGCGAACCACUCAUGCCGGGAGGAAACUGUUCAAGAUGCCAGUGUAACAAUAAUUCAGAUGUGUGUAACACAACAACUGGAGAGUGUUUGAACUGUCAGUAUAACACGACUGGAUUUCACUGUGAACGCUGUGAGAAUGGAACUUGGGGAAACGCUACCGCACAGCAGUGUCAAGCUUGUGUCUGUGAUGGUGUUGGAGCUUAUCAUAACGUUUGUAAUCACGUAACCGGGCAAUGUGAAUGUAAACCGCGUGUAACAGGGCUAAACUGCUCCAGAUGCGAGCCCUACAGCUAUAACUUUACUUCAGGCGGAUGUACACCUUGCGAAUGUAACAAAUUUGGAUCUAGCUCUCUUCAGUGUAAUGAAUCAGGAAUCUGUCAGUGUAAGAACCACACUCUUGGUGACAAGUGUGACCUGUGUGAGUGGGGGUAUUUUGGACUUCCUAACGCCACGUGUCAAGAUUGUAACUGCAAUGACACUGGCUCAGACAAUCACACGCGAUGUGACCGCACAACAGGCCAGUGUUACUGUAAACCUGGCGUAACAAGUAGAGUGUGUGACCAAUGCAUGGUACAACAUACGAACUUCUCAGGAGAUGGCUGUGACCCAUGUCCACGUUGCACCAGACUUGGUUUACAAGGGGAUCUUAACACAACUCUAACAAUCUUGAAAGAUGCUCAACAGAAAGCUGAUACGGUUUCUAACUUAAAAAAAUUGUGGCCCGAGCUAGAGGAAGUCGAGGGUCUUAUCGCUGAAGCAAAGAAAUCUUCAGCUGAAUUUGACAUAUUGGUGAAAGGCCUUCUUCAAAACAUAACUGAACUAGAAAAGAGCACUCCAAACAGAACUGUCGGCGACUUACAAGACAUGUUGACAAGGACAUCACAAGAAAGCGAAAAUUUGACAGCCAUCGUCUCUCGCGAGUUACUCCAGAUUGAAGAAUUAAAUGCGAACACUCAGUCUUCGAAAGACAACGUAACAGCAUUGAAUGGUACUGUUACUGAAAUAUUGGAUCAACUGACCAAGCUGAGAGACCAUGCAGACAGUGUAUUGGGAAGUAUAAGUGGCAUUAUAAAUAAGACGUAUGAGACGGAAAUGCAGCGAGUUGAUGAGGAGGUUCAGUCGGUGGAGUCCGCCCACAGCCUUGCUAUGUCAGCACAGUACAAUGUGACAUCUCAUAAGAACAUGUCAGAAAACCUCAACAAGACCAUGCUGCAGGCUCAAGGAAGCUACUUGAUCUCAAAUGGAAUGUUUGAUCUGAUGAAACCGCAGAUUGUUACAAUCACUGAUAGAACCAACGAAGCUGUUGCUCUUAUGAACCAAACUAAGAACUUAAUUGAUAAAGCGAGAAACACAACAGAUCAUGCUCUUGAGUUGCUUCAGAUUGUCACUGGAAUUUUAAACAGGAGCAGCCAGUACGUUUCAACUGGUCAUAGCUACUACAAGAAUACAAGUGAUCUUAUCGGUGGUCUACAAGCAGACAUGAAUACACUGGAGAACUCUCUAACAGCUGUGGGUCCAGAGGUGUCUGCUGCAAACCAAAGUGUCCUGGAAAAUGCUACUAAACAUGCAGCUAAUUUGACAGCCUUGGCCAGGGAAAGGCAAAGCGUGUUUAACAACACUCUUGCGCACGGGGCACGUGCAGUGGAUGCUAUUAAAACAUUCGAAGAAGUAGUUGUGCUGGGAAAUCAGUCACUGGAAACCUCACAGCAAGUGAACAGUUCGCUUCAGGAAAUCAUGAACCGACUCGAGAACCUCACUGUAGUAAGCUCUGACCUUCAAACACGAGUUGCUUCCUCUCGAGAUAAGAGUGAAACUCUCUUGAACGAAACUUUAGACAGAGAUAUAAACUUACCAGGACUACGUGCGAAUGUGACAUCAUCAAACCGGACAUACAUGAAUGCUGUAAUGACUGGGGAGUCAGUUGAUGCUCAGUAUAGUUCGCUGCUAUCCAGCCGAGACUUACUGAUGCAGGCUGCUGAAGUAGGAAGCAAUUCUCACUCUAUCGUUUCUGAUUCUAAGAGUGCCACCGAUAAUUUCGAAGAGGCGAUGUAUCGUUCUAAUCCAGUUAAUGAUGGCGUACCAUCCCUAUUGAAUCAAGUGGAUAGACUCGAGGAAAGGAUGCAGUCAAUUAAUCAGUCAGCGGAGAGAGCUGCUGUGCUGAUGAACCAGGCAUUUGAUAAUGUACAAAAUGCUAGUAAAUCAUUGGACAGUGUGGAUGACGCGGUACAGGAAUCCGAUCGUCUCAGGAAUAUAACAGUUUCCUUACAAGCUCAAUUGAAACAAAACAUGACAGCACUGGAUGAAAAGCUCAGGAGAGCGAGAGAAUAUGUCGCCAAGAUUCGUCUCGCUCUCAAUGUGCAAGGAAGCACGGUUGUGCGGUAUAACCCAACAUCCCGCUUAAUAAACAAGACCACGUACACUGAGAUAAGAAUGGACUUCCGAGCGACACGAGUACAGGGUGCACUGUUUUACUUAUCGGAUGAGUCUAAUAGCGCACUGGCGGUGACUCUAGAGGCCGGGUCCUAUGUUAGGUUUCAGUACACCCUUGGCACAGGACCAAUAACCAUCACCAACUGGGCAGUGCCGGUGAGGCCUGGGCACUGGUACACAGCCUACGCCACCCGAUACAAGACGGAUGGGCGUUUAACAGUGACAGACCACAGUAGAAAUUUUAGUCGGACUUACGAGAGCGAUUCGGACACAAUUUCCUCAGUUAUCGACACUGACUUCCGCUUAAAUGAUCUCGUUCACAUUGGAGGUCUUCCGGAUGGAGUCAUGGUAAACAAGAGUGAUCGGUACUUUGAUGGCUGUAUUGAUAACGUUGUACUCAAUCAGGAGGCCCUGAAUCUGUGGGAGCCAGUUGAGGUGCAAGGAAAUCGAUCUUUCUGCUCCAGAAGGCCUGCAGUCCAGAUGGAUACUGUUCCAGGAAGCAGCUUCUUCGGUAUACCUGAUGGUCAUUUGAAACAGACGAUGGGAGAGUUCAACAUCACUGGGGAGUCAAAAAUGGAAUUUGAGUUCAGAACAUUCUUUGAAACGGCGUUUGUAGCAGGCGUCUUAAAUGGACAGAAUUACGCAUACGGAGUGUACUUAAACGACAGCAGAGUAGUGUUUUUCUUUAAAACAUACAACCGCACGUACACUGUACACAGUAAUAGCAACUCUUACAGCGAUGGCCGCUGGUACAAGGUGCAUGUGGUGCGCGGUCUCAGAAAUACCAGUCUGGCCGUGAGACCUGUUGGUCCGUCUGACAGUGGAGCAGUUGAUCACGUGACAAUAAUGACAAAGACCACUGAGUAUCUUGCGGAUGGACAGGCUCUGUUAUUUGGUGGUAAAGAUCCAAACAGCGCAAUCAGUGCUCCUGUGGGUUCUCCAUUUGCUGGGGCUCUACGGUAUGUCAACAUCAGUAGCCCUCUUUCUGGGUCCCUGAUGACCCGACCACUCAACAACGCCAAUAUGAAUCUGUCAUUGGAGGGAGUGAGCUUUAAGGGGCUCCUUCCUGUGGUGGAGGAAGGCAUUCGUUUCCUUGGUAACAGUUACGCUGCUGUAGAAACCGGCGAAGCACAAAUGAAGUCGCUGGAGAUCUCCUUCAAAACACUCUCCCCCAGUGGUGUUCUUGUUUAUAGCGCGGGUGGAGAGGGUCCGUGGUUCUAUUUGGCUCUUUUCCAUGGCAAUAUUUAUUUAGUGCACGUUACAGAUUUGGAAAAAAUAGUUUCCACCGUAAGCAAGGACGAGACACUUAAUGAUGGUGCCUAUCAUACUGUGAAAAUUGAAUUUGGACCAGCUGGGAGCAACGUAUAUCUUGAUGGUAACUCCCUCUCAGAGGUCUUUGCUAAAGGGUACGUUAGUCUUAACGGGAGUUUGUGGAUCGGGGGAGUGGAUGACAGGACAAAUAUACCCAGGGAAUUCCCUGUUAUCAACGCGUUCAAAGGCGACAUGAGGAUCUUAAAAGUGAACGGAAAAGAUGUAAACAUCUUCUCAGGAAGAAGCCUCGGAGUGUCACUGGCGGGAGUUUCACCUGAACUGAACGUUAUACCUACAGCACUUCCCACCACCCCACCCCCCACCAAGCCACCACCCACUUGUGGUCGCUCAUACCCUCCCCUGCGGAAUUCCUCUCGUGAAGAUGAGGCUCGCUUGGAUGGUUCUGAUUAUAUGGCCUUCCAUGCAAGUGCAGAAGUGCUAAACUUUACAAGAACCCGUUUCGUGAUCAGUGUGAAAUUCCGUUCCCUUGUUCCAAACGGAGUGCUACUUUAUGCUGCCAAUGACCUGCAGAUGCCGACUCACUUUAUCAGUUUGGAGCUGGUGAAUGGCCGCUUGGUUUUCAAAUACAACGCAGGCUUCAAAACAGUCAAAGUUCUAAGCACAUUUAACAACUACUCUGAUGGUGGUUAUUUCUACACGGUUCGUCUCCUAAGGAUUAAUCAGUUUGGCGCUAUGCUGGUUGUUUCAAACAAAGAUUAUGGAAAUCAACGUCAAGGAGAUGACAAAGUUCCUCUGGAGAUUAACACUCCGUUCUACUACGGAGGGGUCCCACGGGGAAUUAACCUUACGCAUUUAGAGUGUCAUGGCGUCGGUUUCCUUGGAUGCAUGGGACCUCUUGAAAUUCAAGACGGAAACUUCGAAUCCAAAACCUUCAAUCCUCGGACUGAUAGAGACGAAAGGGAUUCUAACUACACCUUCAAAGCCUGCUACAGCGAGAUACAAGCACAAGUUGGUUUCUCUGGUGAUGGUCAUAUUGUAUACGACUCAAACUACUCAUUACCUGAGGAGACAAACAUUGGUAUUAUCUUCCGAACCACCACUCGCUCCGGACUCCUUUUGUCCAUUACCAACAGCUCGGGUCCUGGAUCCGUUACUUUGGAGCAACUUGAAGGACAGGUUGUUCUCAUUUUCAACAAUGCGCACAACUCGUCCGUGAUCCGAUGGACAGAUCCAUCGAUCCCAAAAGACGGACAAUAUAACGCUUCCUUCCAUCUGUGUGAUAACAAGUUUCAUAGAGUUCUAGUUUCGCGGAAUAAGGGUAUUGUAGAACUCAGGGUGGAUGAUCACGCACCGCUACAAGGUGUGGUACCCUCAGCCUUCACACUCAACCAGGGAAAAUUUCACAUCGGCGGUGUACCAGAUGGUUCUGGUUACCAGACGCACAGCGGUUUGUCUCAUAAAGGAUUCACUGGCUGUGUACAAGGUCUAAAGAUUGACGAGCAGGCGGUUGGCUUGUUAAGGCUGAAUCCCAGCCAACUGCAUAAUGUACAACUCGGCUGCAAUGCUCCAAGACAAGCUUGAGUUAAGACCUGCAGGAAACUCCAAUCUGUAUUUUUAUAAGUGUUUGAGUAGAGAGAAAUAUUGCUUCGCCUGGUGAAGCUUUAUAUGAUUUUCAUAUUAAUAUAUAUAACUUCUUUUCCUGAUAUAAUCCUUGUUUGUUUACGCUGUUCUGGUUUUGAUAUCUGAUGAGUUCUCUGAAUGUAUUUUUCAUUAUUUUUUUUGCUAUUUUUUUACUAUUUUUUGAUAAUUCAGAAAUAGCCCCAAUUAGAUAUCAUGUACUGCUUUUGAAAACAUUUUAGUCAGGCGAGCUUUGACUGAAACCUCAUAGGGCCAGUUAUUUAAACAAAGUUUAGCCGUUAUUAAACAAAGCCGUGCUCAUAACUAUCUGUAAUUGAGCUGAAUCUUUUAUCGGAACAUUUAUUUUUGUGAACACUGCCGAGAGAGCCGAAUUAAAGCUAGCAGUGGAAGGACAUUAAUGAACACAACCAUCUUAUAGAGAAUACGUAAGGCCCAUUGCUUGCGUAAAACCGCGGUUUGAGUCAGAACUGGUGUUAGUAACCGGCCCGUAUUGUCCUGGAAUCGGCCAACACAUUGCUCUUUCAACGUAUUGUUAUACAUUUAUUUAUAGUUUGUGAUAGUUUUAACUAAUUGCUUAACAAUCUGUCGGAAUUUACCAUCAUUGUGACCAGUGUGAAUAUUGUUAGAUGAGAAAUAAACAUUGAACUUUUUUUUAUAAA
Molecule: messenger RNA, 9218 nt
Organism: Pocillopora damicornis (cauliflower coral)
Lineage: Eukaryota; Metazoa; Cnidaria; Anthozoa; Scleractinia; Pocilloporidae
Product: laminin subunit alpha
Biological process (GO): cell adhesion; tissue development; animal organ morphogenesis
Source: RefSeq, a predicted model, not a curated record